AGCCCUUUUUUAUUGGGAAAGGCUUGAAAGUGCAAUUGCAGAAAUAUAUGGUAACUGUCACCAUCCGACCAUCCCAAUAAUGAAAACGGAAGCUAAGGAUGGAGAAGAGGAAAGCUUGCAGACAGCUUUCAAAAAACUAAGAGUUGACACAGCUGGGUCUGUGGCUUCUCUUUCUGUGGGUGAAAGGACAAGCACAAGAGGGUUGRUUAGAACAGCUGCAGAGGAAACCAAACCUAAGAAUGUGUGUGCUUCUAAGGAAACCUGGCAUGGAUCUGUGAAAAAGCCUUCGAGAGGAGCUGUGAGAACCCAGCGGCGCAGGCGUUCCAAGUCUCCAAUUCUUCAUCCUCCAAAAUUUAUCCAUUGCAGCACGAAACCACCUUCCACGUGCAACCAGCUGCUACGCAAAGGCCAGAGCGAAGCCGCACACGAGAGCACUGCGUUUGGGAUUGCAGCCCCGAAGGCCACUUGUGCACAUGAACGAUGCCGUGUAGCUCCUGACCUCCAGCAGAAGGGAGCUGCUGUUGAGUCUUUGGGAGCUUCUGUUACAGAGUUGACGUCGGAGAACAAAUCAGAGGAGUCUCCAGCUGCCAUUUCUCUGGUGUCCCAAGCGAGCCUGAAGACUGCAGAGCUUUCUGACUUUCAGUCCGUGUCAAAGCUAAACACAAAUAAGCCGUGUUCGUGCGCAGCAAAGGCCUGUGAGUGUAAACGGUGGCAAGAUAUGGAAGUGUACAAAUUCUCUGGCUUGCAGAACAGCCUCCCGUUGGCAUCUGACAGAAGAACAGUUGCUGAGGACCAUUCUCAGCCUUUGCUAUCAAGAACUCCCUCAAGUUCUCCACGCUCUUGCUCUGAGCAGGCCAGGGCCUUUGUGGAUGAUGUGACUAUUGAAGAUCUUUCGGGCUACAUGGAAUAUUACCUGUAUAUUCCAAAGAAAAUGUCUCACAUGGCAGAAAUGAUGUACACCUGACAACGAGCACCACAUACGGAAGGCCUGUGGUUUAAAUCUGCCCUCUGUCACGUCCAUGUGAGGUGGAACCCACUCCCUGCUCACUGUGCUUGCAAUAAACACACUUCCUUCGCAUCUCAACUAAUGCUUGUUAUUCCAAGCAGGACACACCUUAGCUUAAGCAUUACAGUUUAAGCUCUUAAUAGAUAAUGGAAUAAGCAGUGAGUUUGGUCAGAGUAUUUCUUUAGGCUUAAGAGAACUAACACUUGGUAAAUUUUGCUCUCUCUUUAAAAUAGGCCUGUUUGAUUUGUUGAGAGGAGUCUCUGGGUUUCUUGGUAAUUGGAACUCUUUAUGUGAGAAACUGGUGUAAUUCAGCUCCUUUCAAAUUGCUGUGACCUCAGAUUGUAACAGUUAUGCUUCCAUUUUUGGAUGCUUUGCCUCUGUUUUKUUUCCUUAAAGGGGUAUGGUGAUGUCCUUUCCCAAGCUCCUUAGUAUUACUGCACUAAAGGGAAGUGAGGGGACUGAGUCUGCUCUUCCGGGGAAGAGGCAUCAUUAUUUCUUUGUGCUUAAAGA
Molecule: messenger RNA, 1516 nt
Organism: Nothoprocta perdicaria
Lineage: Eukaryota; Metazoa; Chordata; Aves; Tinamiformes; Tinamidae
Gene: OSER1
Product: oxidative stress responsive serine rich 1
Exons: 4
Coding region: 80-964 (294 amino acids)
Biological process (GO): cellular response to hydrogen peroxide
Source: RefSeq, a predicted model, not a curated record